Portunus trituberculatus (swimming crab) is the source of this 2836-nucleotide messenger RNA. Its product is annotated as trithorax group protein osa-like. The transcript is spliced from 3 exons. The record is from RefSeq and is a predicted model, not a curated record. NCBI's taxonomy places the organism in Eukaryota, Metazoa, Arthropoda, Malacostraca, Decapoda, Portunidae. The coding region runs from base 1 to 2040 and encodes 679 amino acids.
AUGGAACACUGCCGGCGCGCCCCUGCCUGCGUCACUCACACAGCACCAUCGCCAAACACACAACAACGUGUGUCUCUUCAAUGGAACACUGCCGGCGCGCCUGCCUGCGUCACUCACACAGCACCAUCGCCAAACACACAACAACGUGUGUCUCUUCAAUGGAACACUGCCGGCGCGCCCCUGCCUGCGUCACUCACACAGCAGCAUCGCCAAACACACAACAACGUGUGUCUCUUCAAUGGAACACUGCCGGCGCGCCCCUGCCUGCGUCACUCACACAGCAGCAUCGCCAAACACACAACAACGUGUGUCUCUUCAAUGGAACACUGCCAGCGCGCCCCUGCCUGCGUCACUCACACAGCAGCAUCGCCAAACAAGCUCAUUGACCUGUGGCCGCGCCGCCACUGCAUCAGGUGGUGGGCCGGUGCGGCGGCGUGGACCGCCUCACCUGUGCCUGCCCGUAGCGGCAGAAAGGGACGCCGGCGCCUUGUGGGCGCCUUCACCUUCCCCACCGCGGGGAGCGGGGCAGGCACGCACAGCUCUGCCCGGAGGAUCUCAGUGCGUGUCGGCAGGCUGAGUAAGAAGGACGGCGCCACGCCCGUCAGGAUGGACCUCCUGGCGGGAUCGUGCCUCGUGGCCCGUCUAGAGAUCCCGCUGGGGGAUCUGCUGGCCGAUCUGAAGGCCAACACUGAAGGGCGCCGCUCAUCGCUGUUCCUCAGCCUUGAGGGACACCUGGCUGAGGAUGGUGGCGGUGCCCCUGGGAGCCGAGGCCCAUCACCUGUGGCAGCCUAUCACAGCAGGAGGCCCCUGGAGGAGCCAAGGCCAUCCCAGCAGGAGCAGAAGGAGGCACAGAAACCAGAGCAAAAUGCCAGCCUUCCUCAACAGCCCAGCGGCAUAAACUACAGCCUGCCCUCACCACCAGAUGAAACAAAGCCCAGCCUGUCACCACAGGCUGGCCAAUCAAAGCCCAGCCUGUCACCACAGGCUGGACAAUCAAAGCCCAGCCUGUCACCACAGGCCGGUCAAUCAAAGCCCAGCCUGUCACCACAGGCUGGCCAAUCAAAGCCCAGCCUGUCACCACAGGCUGGCCAGUCAAAGCCCAGCCUGUCACCACAGGCCGGUCAAUCAAAGCCCAGCCUGUCACCACAGGCCGGUCAAUUAAAGCCCAGCCUGUCACCACAGGCCGGUCAAUCAAAGCCUAGCCUGUCCCAACAGGCUGGCCAGUCAAAGUCCAGCCUGCCACCACAGGCUGGCGAGAACGCUUCCCCUCCAGUACAGCAGGUCAUACACCGUGACCUCGGGGAGGGAGAAAGAUGGAGACCUCCCCAGCCCAACCUGCGGCAGAAAACAGGACAAGCCCAUCAGGCUGGCGAGACUGUGCCCAGCCUGAGCCCCGAGGUCAUACACCGUGACCUCGGGGAGGGAGAAAGGUGGAGACCUCCCCAGCCCAACCUGCGGCAGAAAACAGGACAAGCCCAUCAGGCUGGCGAGACUGUGCCCAGCCUGAGCCCCGAGGUCAUACACCGUGACCUCGGGGAGGGAGAAAGAUGGAGACCUCCCCAGCCCAACCUGCGGCAGAAAACAGGACAAGCCCAUCAGGCUGGCGAGACUGUGCCCAGCCUGAGCCCCGAGGUCAUACACCGUGACCUCGGGGAGGGAGAAAGAUGGAGACCUCCCCAGCCCAACCUGCGGCAGAAAACAGGACAAGCCCAUCAGGCUGGCGAGACUGUGCCCAGCCUGAGCCCCGAGGUCAUACACCGUGACCUCGGGGAGGGAGAAAGGUGGAGACCUCCCCAGGCUCUCCUCCGUCAAAGAAGGGGAGAGCCCAGCGGGAGUUCCUCUGCGGGGGGACGGGAUGGCCUUGUCAUGCACCCUCCCAUUCCGUCCCCCUCUAAGCAGGGGAAGGAGGCCCCGCCGGGAGAGAAGGGCGUGGGCGGGGCCCGCCUGUGUGGCCUCUGCUUUGUUGAUCGCCUAGUUCAGUGUGCGCAGGCCGUGAGCUUAGCCUUACUCACCUACAAAGUGUGCAUCGAGUGUUUCUGAGCCUGCGCCACUGCGCACCACUACGCAAGCCACAUAGGUAGCGUGGGGUGGGAUAGGAUAGGUUAGGAUAGGCUGGUUAGGGUAGGAUAGGUUAGUAUAGGUUGGUUAGGGUAGAAUAGUUUAGGAAAGGUUAGGUUAGGUCGCCGCCACACAGGCCACCACUGAUGGGGCCUCGUGGCGGUGGUGACACACAGUCUCUCGAAUAGGUUAGGUUAGGUUAGGUUGGUUAGUUAGACUGAUUUAGGUUAGGUCACCGCCACACGGGCCACCACUGAUGGGGCCUCGUGGCGGUGGUUGCUGACACUCAGUUUCGUUAGGUUAGGUUAAGAUAGGAUAGGCUAGGCUAGGCUAGGCAAGGUUAGAAUAGGAUAAGAUAGGAUAGGUUAGGCUAGGUUAGGUUAAGUCGCCGCCACACAGGCCACCACUGAUGGGGCCUUGUGUUGGUGGUUACUGACACUCAGUCUCGUUAGGUUAGGUUAGGUUAGGAUAGGAUAGGCUAGGCUAGGUUAGGUUAGGUUAGGUUAGGAGGUUAGGCUGGGUUAGGUUAGAUAAGGUUAGGUCGCCGCCACACGGGCCACCACUGAUGGGGCCUCGUGGCGGUGCCUGCUGAAACACUCAGUCUCGUUAGGUUAGGUUAGGUUAGCAUAGGUUAAGCAGGUUAAGUUAGGUUAGCUAAGUCGCUGCCACACGGGCCACCACUGAUGGGGCCUCGUGGCGGUGGCUUGUGAUCUCUAGAGUAGGGUUACGUUAGGUUAGGUUAGGUUAGGUUAGGUUAUACUCUAUAAAAAAAAAAGAA